AUGUCGGAGGUGAGAAGUGGAAAGCUAACAAAGAGCAACAAGCUCAUAAAAUGGAAUCCCUACAUUGAUAACAGAGGACUUCUUAGAGUUGGCGGUAGGCUGAGCUAUUCGCAACUGCCAGAAAGAGCUGCACAUCCAGCCAUAUUACCGAAAAAUGUUCAUGUAUCGACUCUUCUCAUUAGACACUACCACCAAAAAUGCAACCACCAAGGAAGACACAUCUCUCUAGGAACCUUAAGGAAUGAAGGUUAUUGGAUACUGGGUGGCCAACGGCAAGUAUCGAAAGUCAUAAAAGACUGUGUGGUGUGCAAAAGGCUUCGAGGCAAGGUACAAGAACAGAUUAUGGCAGACUUACCUGAAGAAAGGUUGACUGAAGCACCACCAUUCACCUUUGUGGGAGCAGAUGUGUUUGGACCGUGGUUGAUACGUAGUUCCAAAACUCGAAGCACAGUUCAAGCUAAGAGGUGGGCUGUCCUGUUUACUUGCAUGGUUACGAGAGGUAUUCACAUGGAAAUAUUGGAGUCUAUGGACAGCUCCUGUUUUAUUAAUGCCCUUAGAAGGUUUUUUGCGAUCAGAGGCCCAGCCAAGCAGAUUCGUUCGGACUGUGGCACAAAUUUUGUAGGAGCAUGCAACGAGCUUGGACACCAACUUGUUGACAAAGAUGGUGUGAAACGAUACCUGUUAGGACGUGGAU
Messenger RNA from Anneissia japonica, 694 nucleotides. RefSeq lists its product as uncharacterized. The record is from RefSeq and is a predicted model, not a curated record. Lineage: Eukaryota; Metazoa; Echinodermata; Crinoidea; Comatulida; Comatulidae. Gene Ontology annotation, molecular function: nucleic acid binding. The annotation marks the transcript as partial. The transcript has a single exon.